Messenger RNA from Cantharellus anzutake, 2301 nucleotides. Its product is annotated as origin recognition complex subunit 2-domain-containing protein. The record is from RefSeq and is a predicted model, not a curated record. Gene Ontology annotation, molecular function: DNA replication origin binding. Gene Ontology annotation, biological process: DNA replication. Gene Ontology annotation, cellular component: nucleus; nuclear origin of replication recognition complex. The transcript is spliced from 2 exons. The coding region runs from base 302 to 2158 and encodes 618 amino acids. NCBI's taxonomy places the organism in Eukaryota, Fungi, Basidiomycota, Agaricomycetes, Cantharellales, Hydnaceae.
GAAAAAGUCGCGUCCAUUGGCUUUUAAACCUACAACGACGUCUAUCAACAAAAGGGAAAGGAAUUGUGGGCAAUCAUCGGCGGCUGGAAGUCCGUGAGCCAAUAAACUACGGGACGUCGAUAUAAUCUCUAACACACCUCAAAUUCUAAUGAGGACUCUCGAGCUCUUAUAUACGCAACGUCGCUGAGUGACAACGUCACAAAGGAAUUUCUAAUAUAUAAACCAAAGCACCCAAAAGGUCAGCUACACAUCAGUCACCCACCGAUUAACCUCUGCGGUCAGAGGUUUUAAAUUUACAUACAUGAGAAUGAACUUGGCUGUUUUGCACAGCCACUCUAUGCCACCCACCAAACGCGCGCGUGCAGAAGAGAAGCCCGAAGUCGCGUCUUCUAUUAGCAAGGGGGCCCAAGACCACACGAAACCCCAGAUAAUUUUAGUCUCUUCUGCCACCCCAGCCAAGCGGACACGAACGUACUCGACUCCUUCCAAGCCCAGGAAGCUCAGGACAUCAACCACCUCCGGUAAUCAUAUUCCGGCAUAUACAACUGAAGAAAAGGAAUUUAAGGGAAAGGGGAAAGCUUCCAUUGACGCAGCGCUUGAAAAUGACUCCGAUGAUAUGGCACAAACGCCAUCCAAAUCAGGAGGACGACGCGAAGGCUUCUCUCGCAUCAGUUCCCGAUUCAGAAACGAGGGGAAGCGCGUAGUGGGGGUGUCUAGUGAUGAUGGGGAAAGCGAAUCAGAUGAGAAUGACCUUUAUGCAUCGCCAAGGAAGACUGCGUCAAGCCAAAAUCUUUCUGUGGCAUGGGCUGCACUUGAUGAUGACUCCUCUGUCCGACGGACUUCUUCCGACAUCUAUUUUUGCCUUUCAUCUCAUCCAUCCAAAACCUCGGAUAAUGUCUUCACGGCUCUUCUGCCCUACCUCACUAUGGAGGAGUGCAGACAUCUUCUUUCACAAUCGCCCGCUAACAGAAAACCCUUACUGCUAGCGCUCCAGGAUCAGGCUUCUGAACGGCACGUCAACAUGUUUCGAGAGUGGGAAUUCGAGCUUGGUCAGGGUUUUAAUCUACUAUUCUACGGAUAUGGUUCAAAACGGGGACCACUCAAUAAGUUCGCGAUGGACGUGUGUCGCAAGAUAGGGAAUGUGGUCAUCGUCAACGGAUACUUGCCUUCAUUUGGUCUCAAGGGACUUCUCGAAAGCAUUGAGCAGAUUCCUGGAUUAUGCUCAUUGCCUGUCCCUAAUCCUGGGGGCAUUGAGGGGCAAACUCGUAGAAUAUACGAGUAUUUCCUGCCUGAGGCUGCUGAUACCGAGCAUAGGACCGACCAAGAACCUCCAUCCACAUCCCGAUCGCGCCGACCGCUCUUUCUUUUUAUACACAACAUUGACUCGCCCCAUUUUAACUUUCAGAACUUGCGCACACGUUCGUGCCUUUCCCUUCUCGCGUCUAACCCCCGGAUACAUGUCGCUGCCUCGCUUGACAAUAUACAUGCGCCUAUCAUGUGGUCCACACAAGAGAUGUUGAGUCGCAAGCAUUCUGAAGUCCCUGAGACUGCAUUCUCACCGGUUCCCUCUGCCCGCGGGUUCGCAUGGAUUUGGCAUGAGUUGGCCACUUUUGCUCCCUACACAGAGGAGAUAAUUGCCUCUCGCGAUAUAAGUGCCCUUCCAAAAUCGCCGUCGCCUACUGGAGCCAGUGCAAGCAAAGGUAAUUUGGGCCUCGUGAAUACUGCGCCAUUCGGCGGUCAAAAUGAGCUCCUUGUCGGUGGAGGUGGUCGUCCCCCGAUUACAGAGUUGCAAGCCAGCCAGGUUCUUGGCAGCGUUACCCUCAAAGCACGGAGGCUUUUCAAAGCAAUGGGCAUGGAUAUGCUGACAAGAUGGGCGGAGGCAUUGCAGAACGACCCGAACUCGCGUGAUCCUUUGCAUACGCUAGGAAUGCCUUAUACACAACUGAUGCGUCGUGCGAAGGAGGAAUUUCUUGCAUCAAACGAUCUCGCGUUACGAGGGCUGCUACAGGAGUUCAGGGAUCAUGGGUUGGUGAGGUCAAGGUUGACGGACUUAAACCUGGGGGAAGGAGUCGAGGAUCUUCAAACUGGCGAAAUGUUCUGGAUUCCAUUGCCACGAGAUUUCCUCGAGAGAACCGUGGCAAUGGUGGACGUCGACUGACAAGCCGUUUGUAUGCUCUACCUUCGAGGCCAUCACAGUCCAUGGCUGCCUUUUAUUCCACAGUGUCCCUUCAAGUGGCCUGUUCUGAAUAUCAGAGGAGCAGCGAAUUCUUGCUGUGAUCCGGUUGACGUAGAUGAGCAAGU